AGAGCGAAAUGGGAAAUGGAGGGGUUGGGAAAUGAAAUGGCGAAUGCAACCGAUGGAAUCAGGAUCAUGACGAGAGCCCAACAGUCGCGUUUUGAAGAGCAAAGAACUCAGCACAACCUCAAGAAGAUGGCAUCUUUUAUAUCCUCCAGACUUGUCCGCGUCAGCUUCGCAGGACUUAUUUUGUUCGUCGGGGCGGCAACGGCUCAGUUCCAGUGCCCCCAAGCCAAGGGUUUCUUCCCCGAUCCGGAACAGUGCGACGUCUACUAUGCCUGCGUAAACGGAAUCGCCGAAGAAAAACUCUGCAAGGAUGGACUGGUCUUCAAGGACGACAAUCCUAAAAAGGAACUAUGCGACCUCCCCACGAAUGUACCGUGCGGAGACCGGACCCUUCUUCAGGAACCUCAGCCGUCCAAGGGUUGUCCCCGUGCGAACGGCUACUUCCGUCACGAAGAUCCAACGGCGUGCGACCAAUUCGUGAACUGCAUAGACGGCGUGGCAUCGGCGAUGCCAUGUCCAGCGGGUUUGAUAUACGAUGACUCAGUUUCCGCUUGCGUUUGGCCCGCCGAAUCGACGAGGGAGUGCGCCGCCCCAAAACGGGACAUCCUGGACGACGGUUUCGUCUGCCCAGACGGUGACGUUUCCGGUCCGUUGGGAAGGACUCUCCCCCAUCCGACUUACCCCCAUCCCGAGGACUGCGCGAAAUUUUACAUUUGCAAAAACGGACUGAGGCCACAAAAGGGACAGUGUGACGCUGGAACGGUCUAUAAUGAGGACAGUUUCAGGUGCACGGAUCCGGAAAACGUACCGGGAUGCGAGGACUAUUACAAGAAAAAGAACUGAUCGUUACACGUCAUUUAGCUGUAUAUGUAACAUUUGACUUUUACUUUUAAGAACAAUAAAUAUUUUAUUAUUAUAUAACAUAA
Athalia rosae (coleseed sawfly) is the source of this 923-nucleotide messenger RNA. RefSeq names its product protein obstructor-E-like. Gene Ontology annotation, cellular component: extracellular region. The record is from RefSeq and is a predicted model, not a curated record. The coding region runs from base 16 to 840 and encodes 274 amino acids. The transcript has 3 exons. Lineage: Eukaryota; Metazoa; Arthropoda; Insecta; Hymenoptera; Athaliidae. Gene Ontology annotation, molecular function: chitin binding.